CCCCACUUCCUCUGUCCCUCCCUGCCACCUCCUUCCUCCCUCCUUCUCUCUCUCUCUCUCUCUCUCUCUCGCUCUCUCUCUCGCUCUCUCUCUCUCUCUCUCUCUCUCUCUGAGUCCCAGCCCCUGAAGGUGUCAUAACUGCUUGCUCUCCCUCUCUCACUCACUCUCUAUCACCGCCUUUCACAUCUUUAAAAGCUGCUGCUUCUGCUGUGGCUUUCUCGAUCUCCGUUUGUCUCCUCUGGCACUGCAGGGGACUCAACUGGCAAAGCACCAAGGAGGGCUACUGUAUAGAAGCGGGUGGGAGAGAGAGAGGGAGAGAAAUAACAGAAAUAGCAUCAACCACAUUUACCUGUCAGUGUGUGAGUGUGGAAAAUUUGGAGAAAUGCCUUUUCUUUGUAACUUAACUAGCGUUGUUUUAUUGCUGAUUGUUCACUGUGGAUCAUGGACAGGGGCCAGUCGUUUGGGCCCCUUCAAGGUUUGUCCCAGCUGCAGGGAUCCACUUGGUGCUGGGAGGCCCCCCAGGGAGCACAAUGUAGCAGGCAGUACGACGGUGUUGGCCCAGGGAGAGCCCUGUGGCGUGUACACCCUGAGCUGUGCCAAGGGGCUCCGCUGUGUUCCCCCGCCAAGGGAGCACAGCCCCCUUCAGGCUCUGUUGCAGGGCAGGGGCAUUUGUGCCAAGCACAGCAAGACAAGUCCCACUGAGAGGCCCCACCCCACAGGUCCUCAUCCUUCACACAGCGGUGACAUUGAAAAAGCACCGUGCCGCAAAAUGCUCAACAGUGUCCUGAGAGGUUUGGAGCUGACAAUCAUCCAGUCUGACCGUGACAUCUAUAUACCCAACUGUGACACCCGUGGGUUCUACAGAAAAAAGCAGUGCCGCUCUUCCAAAGGCAUGCAGCGUGGCCACUGCUGGUGUGUGGAUGAGCUUGGCACUCCAGUGCCCUCACGUGCCAGAGAAGACGGUGUUUUACCAUGCGAUGGGGAGUGAGAGAUGAGCCUGUGCUAUUGUCAAACGCCUGGAGGAAGAGUAGGUGGAGAAGGAGCACAGGGAGAGAGGAGCUUUAUCAUGGGCUAACCACUGCCUGGACAGGAGGUAGCAGGGGAAACCACUUCCAAUGGAAAACACACAUCUGUUCAUGUCCUCUUUUGAAGACAGAUAUACACUCACAGUCCAGGAAUCAAAACAGCCACCUGAAUGUCCAACUGUUACAGCAAUGUUCUCUGCGUAGUCCUCUAGAUACACUGCAUGUUAAUGGUCCAUGAACUUCCUCAGUGAUCCAAGCCGUAUUACUGCAAAAGAUCUCCCUAUUCCCUGCCUCUUGUUCUGGCUUUCUAGUUAGAUUUCUAUUUUCCUUUUGAAUUUAGGAUAGCUGACACUGCCUGUGUUUGUUCUGAUCUCAGUGGGCUGAAAUACUGUUACGCAGGUGAUGUGACACAAAUGUGUGUCAGCCUCACCAUCCUCUCUCCCUCUCUCCAAAGAUACACUGAUAUCAAUGUCUCUUAGAAUAAUUUAUUUGGGGGUCUGUUUUCCAUUAAUUACUGCUUUAAUCUUACAAUAUCUUAUAUAUUUGUGUGUGUCAUGUCUGAAAAAAAAUAGUCAAAUGAAAAUUAUACAGGAUGCUUCUGUUCGUUUUAUUUGUCAAAUUGGUGUGGUGACUGCUUAUCAGUUGAUUGUUUGUACAUAUGUUGGACGUUUGUGGUUGACUGUGUGUUCUGAAGUGGCAAACAAAAAGCGUACGGCUGUUAUCCUUUUAAAAAAAAAAUUAGUAAGGCAUAUUUUUAUACACGUCAAUAUAUUUUAUAUAUGAAUUAUUGGUUUAUUUAAUGAACUACAGUAUAAUGCCAUGUAUUUUUAUAUUGCCAGCUAUUUCUUAUUUAAAGACAGAGAUUAUUUUGUUUCAUGUAGGGGAAGUGCAGUGCUUUCAGGGCACCUUUAUGGCAAAACUCAUCAAAGCUCAAUUCAACUACUACUGUACAACUUUUGGUUGUAUCUCAUGGUUUUAUUUCCUUCUUAUUUAUGCUUUUUUCAUUUUAGAACUGAGAAUGUCUAUUAUACUAUUGUGUUUUCUCAUAAUACUUCUGAUUUCAAUAUGUAAGAAAAAUGUUAGUCUUUCCCAAGUCUUGCCAAAGUCAUGAAAUUGUGUGCUAAGUGUGAUUAGAAUUUAUCCAUUUCUGACCAAUCUUGUUGUGCCAAUGUGUUAACCGUGAUGGACUGUCUGCGCAAAAAGGACAUUAAACAUACUGAUGAUAAAUAUGGACACAAAUAAAUAAAGCAUAUAUUAAUACAAG
Molecule: messenger RNA, 2289 nt
Organism: Dunckerocampus dactyliophorus (ringed pipefish)
Lineage: Eukaryota; Metazoa; Chordata; Actinopteri; Syngnathiformes; Syngnathidae
Gene: igfbp6b
Product: insulin-like growth factor binding protein 6b
Exons: 4
Coding region: 383-988 (201 amino acids)
Biological process (GO): regulation of insulin-like growth factor receptor signaling pathway
Cellular component (GO): extracellular region
Molecular function (GO): insulin-like growth factor I binding; insulin-like growth factor II binding; fibronectin binding
Source: RefSeq, a predicted model, not a curated record